Messenger RNA from Triticum turgidum subsp. durum (durum wheat), 348 nucleotides. The record is from the annotation of a GenBank genome assembly. Lineage: Eukaryota; Viridiplantae; Streptophyta; Magnoliopsida; Poales; Poaceae.
AUGGGCGACGACAACACCACCAACGUGACGCACGAGGGGCCGCCCUCGAUCCUGUGCACCAAGGAGGAGGGCGGAGUGCUGCUAUUCGCCAGUUCCUAUUUUGAAUACAUUAGGCUGAGCGGUUUUCUAAAAUCUCAGGAUUCUUCUUUCUGUAGAAUUGGGGAGGUGACGUCACAACAGGAUAUAUCUCGUGCAAGGCUAUGGUUCCUUGAGGGCCAGAAGAAGAUCUUGCUUUAUAGUGAGAGAUCUCACUUGUUCCACGGAUACAAGAUCAGGGGAGGACAUCAUUUGGUCGUCUACUCAUUGCCAGGGAGAAAAGAUUUCUAUCCAGAAGUAUGUAUUAACUAG